Messenger RNA from Esox lucius (northern pike), 2256 nucleotides. Its product is annotated as Filament_head and Filament domain-containing protein. The record is from RefSeq and is a predicted model, not a curated record. Gene Ontology annotation, biological process: skeletal muscle organ development. Bases 100 to 2022 code for a protein of 640 amino acids. NCBI's taxonomy places the organism in Eukaryota, Metazoa, Chordata, Actinopteri, Esociformes, Esocidae. The transcript has 11 exons. Gene Ontology annotation, cellular component: Z disc; sarcolemma; cell-cell junction.
GGAUGGAGCUACAAGAGUGCAAACACAAAGUUCCCUCAGUCGAACGCUGAGCACCUCCAGAGAAUUCCCUAAGCAGGACGGACCCAAGCAGCCGCAACAAUGAGUCGCAGCCCAGAGAGGAUGUCGUCCUACCGACGCCACUUUGAGGACAUCAGCAGCUCGUCUUCCUACAUGGUUAGGGUUUCCAGCCCGUCCCCAACACGAAGAGAUGUCCGUCACCAGUCAGCCAGCUACCCUCGUAGUGACCGAGCUAGCAGCAUGCGGGCCGAGACCUUGGGCCGAAGGACUCUCUCCACCUCCCGCACCUCCCGUAUGGCUGGCGGGAAUGCAGGAAUCGUGGCAUGUGUGGGCUACGGUAAUGGGACCCCGAUCGACCUGGAUGCAUCUGCUGCGGAGAACAAAGAAUUCCUCAGUACGCGCAGCAGUGAGCGGCAGGAGAUGAUCAUACUCAACGACAGACUUGCUGUUUACAUUGAGAAGGUUCGGUCCCUGGAGCAGCAGAACAAGCUCUUGGAGACAGAGAUUGAAGCCAUCCAAAACCGGUUUGUGAAGCCAUCAGGCCUGCGUAAGCUGUAUGAGGAGCAGCUGAGAGAUCUGAAAAAGAUUGCGGAGCAGAUGAGAAUCAAGCGGGACCAAGCCAUAGCUGGGAAAGAAGGCAUGGCAGGCCAACUGGAGAUGAUCAAAGUGAAAUACGAGGAGGCAGUUGAACUGAGGAGACAGGCCGAGAUGGAGAUUGAAGCAUUCCGCCCAGAUGUGGACAGAGCUACCUCUCAGAGGAUCGCCCUGGAGAAACAGCUCGAGCAGUUGGAGGUGGAGAUUGAAUUCCUAAGGAGGGUGCACAAAGCGGAAAUUGAAGAGCUGCUGAAAAUGAUCUAUGCCGCACAUGCCACAGCCCAGAGUGCCUAUGACCUCCCUGACCUCUCAAGUGCUCUCAAACAAAUCCAAGCACAGUAUGAUGACAUCGCCGCAAAAAAUUUAAAGGAAAUGGAUACCUGGUAUAAAAGUAAGUUUGAAGACCUGAACAAUAAGACAACAAAACACGUGGACAUGGUUCGAAAUGUAAGGGAAGAAGUUACUGCAGCUAAAAAGGAUAUCCUAAAUAAAGAGCGUGGCCUGGAUGCUCUAAAGACCAGAAAUGAGGCACUGGAAACACAGAUUCGUGAAGCACAGGAAAAGUAUAAGAAAGAGCUGGAGGACCUUCAGGAAAGGAUUGAAGCCUUGAAAGAGGAGCUGAAAUCCACCAAAUCCAAAAUCGCUUUGCAUCUGCGUGAGUACCAGGACCUCCUGAACAUGAAGAUGGCACUGGAGAUUGAAAUCACAACUUACAGAAAGCUGAUUGAGGGGGAGGACUUGCGCCUCGCCACCAUGGUUGGGUCCAUGUCAAUCAUAAGUAGCAGUUUGAGCUCCAUGAGUGCUGGGAUGAGCGUGGGCAUGGCUGGAGCCAUGGGACCUGGACGCAAUGGUGGAGGAACGGGUGGAGCAGGAGGCAUGGGUAGAGGAAUGGGUUCUGGUGGAGCUGGUGUAGGUGGGCGGAUGGGUGCUGGAUUCGGGGGUGGAGCUGGUGCUGGUGGCCUAGGAGCUGGAAGCACAGGGCCUGGAGGAAUAGGUGCAGAAGGUAGCGGUGUUAAAGGCUUGAGUGCUAGUGGUGAUAUUAGUGGGGGAAUUGGUGGAAGAAUGGGUGGAGGGAGUGGUGCUGGAGCCAUGGGUGUUGCCGGCACUGGGGUUGGAAGCAUGGGUGUGGGAGUAAAGGGGGAUCGGGGAAUGGGAGGAGGCAUGGGUGCUGGAGCCAUGGGCGGAGGAACGGGUGCUGGUGGCAUGGGUGGAGGAAUUGGAAGCGGUGUUGGUGAAUAUGGAUACGGUGCCGCCAAGGACUAUUCCCACCAGGAGCAGGCAGUCGAAAUGACAGAAAGGAGGACCGUGCUUAUCAGAACAGUUAAAGCAGAAGACGAGACAAUGGAAAGUGACACCAAAGAGCAAACCUACAUAAUCUCUGGCGCUGCUGACGACUCGGACGAGGAGUAGGCGUCAAUGGCCAUGACCUCUUUUCACCCCUUAAACCCUUACGCCCCCAAAGCUUUGCACUGGUGACUCAUGUCUGCUCCCUGACCUUUGACCUACACAUGAGACCACAAAAGACCCUGCAACCUAGACAAGCGGUAGGCUGUUGUAAUAUGCCUUUAAACCACAUUAUCCAAAAACCUCUUUUUGCCUUACAAGUAUAUUCAACAAGCAUCAAAUAAAGCUCUCAGCACUCAA